Messenger RNA from Impatiens glandulifera, 1161 nucleotides. Its product is annotated as probable pectinesterase 53. Gene Ontology annotation, molecular function: pectinesterase activity. The record is from RefSeq and is a predicted model, not a curated record. The transcript is spliced from 5 exons. Lineage: Eukaryota; Viridiplantae; Streptophyta; Magnoliopsida; Ericales; Balsaminaceae. Gene Ontology annotation, biological process: cell wall modification. Bases 1 to 1131 code for a protein of 376 amino acids.
AUGUCAAAAUUCUACAUUCUUGCUUUUCUUCUUCUUCUUCUCUUAAAUGCAAAUCAUGUAUUCUCCCAUACAAAAGGCAUUAGACCCAAGAGAUUUGAUCAGUUCUUGACGCCAAACACAACACAAGUUGAAUUAUCAGAGACCCAAUUCAUGAAAUGGGUUGAAUUUGUUGGAACACUCAAGCAUUCACUCUUUAAACCCUCUAAAAACAAAGUCUUUCCUUCUUUUAGUCUCACCGUCGACAAGAAUCCGGCCACCGGAGACUUUACAUCAAUUCAAGAUGCUAUUGAUUCUCUCCCUACUGUUAAUCUUAUCAGAGUUGUCAUUAAAGUCCAUGCAGGAGUUUAUAAGGAGAAGGUAAUUAUUCCUGCAAUGAAAUCAUUUAUAUCAAUUGAAGGAGAUGGAGCUGAUAAAACCAUUGUUGAAUGGGGAGAUACAGCUCAAACAAUUGGUCCUAAUGGGAAACCUUUAGGGACUUUUGGAUCAGCCACUUUUGCUAUCAAUUCUCCUUUUUUCAUAGCUAGAAACAUCACAUUCAAGAACCCAACUCCGGUGCCGGAGCCGGGGGCAAUAGGGAAGCAGGCGGUGGCGUUGAGAAUAUCAGGGGAUAAUGCAGCUUUUUAUGGGUGUAAGUUUUUGGGUGCUCAAGAUACACUUUAUGAUCAACUUGGAAGGCAUUAUUACAAAGAUUGCUAUAUUGAGGGCUCUGUUGAUUUCAUCUUUGGCAAUGGCCUUGCUCUUUUUGAGGAGUGUCACGUUCAUGCGAUAGCCCAAAGAAUGGGGGCAGUGACGGCACAAGGGAGAAGUAACAUGCUUGAGGACACGGGUUUCUCAUUCGUCAAUUGUAAGGUAACCGGUUCGGGCGCCCUUUAUCUAGGGAGAGCAUGGGGGCCUUUCUCUAGAGUUGUCUUCGCCAAUACUUAUAUGGACGAUAUAAUCAUUCCGAAAGGAUGGUUUAAUUGGGGCGAUCCUACACGCGAAAUGACUGUGUUUUAUGGGCAGUACAAGUGUACAGGACCCGGGGCAAGGUUUGCAGGUAGGGUUUCAUGGUCAAGAGAACUCACUGAUGAAGAAGCUCAGCCGUUCAUCUCUUUAGGUUUCAUCGACGGCUCUGAAUGGGUCAAAUCUUAAUUUCUUGUUUGUAUAUACUCAGACUCAAAU